AUGGCGAAAUCCUUUCCGGAUACUACUAACUCCAUCAUAGAAGAAAAAGAGGAACUCAUUGUUUCACCAAUUGGUGAUAGUAAGCCAAUUCUGAGAAUAGCCCACUUCUUGAAACCUAUCAUAGCUUCCAUUGAUGAACCUGACCUUCCUUCGCACUCAGUAACUUUACCACUACCACCAAUCCAUGAGCCCAUAAAGCGUCCCUUGAAUGUCACUUUCAAAGCGUGGGGAUACCGUCACAAAGAAUGGAAUAAAUGGGUUUUUCACAUGCAUUCGAUGCACCAUUCUGCUUGGGAAAAGGCUGGUGUCUGUGAAGCAAUUUUGAGUUCCACAUAUAACAUACCUAGAUAUGAUAAUUUGAUUAUUGGGUUAGCUGAGCAUUGGUGUCCUAACACCAGCUCGUUCAUCUUCCCUUGGGGAGAAGGUACUAUUACGUUAGAGGAUGUUAUUGUUUUGGGGAAUUACCCUGUUCUGGGUUCUCCUGUUUCAUGCUCUGUUCAGAAGAUGGAAUGGAAGAGGAUCGAAAAGAAAUUGACUGAUGCUCAAAGAAUGGCUAGGAGGAGUAAAGCUCAAAAGGCCAGUCAGUCUGCAUGGAUGAAGAAUUUCAUUCAGAGUAGCACUGAAAUUGAGCACGAAGCAUUUCUUUCAUUGUGGUUGUCAAAAUUUGUUCUGCAAAACCCAUCUAAAACAAUCAGAAAAGACGUUUUCCCCAUAGCGAUUCACCUAGCUAGAGGGAUACCAGUUGCUCUUGCACCAGCAGUUCUUGCAAGUAUUUACAGGGAUUUGAGUAGAUUGAAUUCAAUAAUCAUCUCUGCGAAAUUUAGUACUGGUGUGGAUUUAAAUACUGAAUUAGCACUGCAGAUCUCCUCGCCAUUUCAGUUGGUGCAACUCUGGGCAUGGGAGAGAUUCCAAGCAUUGCAGCCGAAUCCCAACAUAAUCAAGCCAGGUGAUCCACGGUUAUCUCGAUGGAACAUGGUGAGAUUUCCAAAAGUUGACAAUGUUGCGUUGGCUUUAGCUUCUGCUGGAGAAAGUUUUAUUUGGCGACCUUAUGCAAAACUCCUGCUUAAUUGGCGUUUCCCUAUGUUUUACAACGAAAAAGAAGAGUGGCUAUCUACGGAUUUGGGUUUAGAUAAGGAUCUGGAGUCAUUUGCUUGUUGCUUGAGGGUUUCCAAACUUGUUGGAAUGGGAUUUAUAGAAAACUACUUUCCACAUCGAGUUGCAAUGCAAUUUGGAUUUGAUCAGGACAUUCCAGGUCAUGUAGAUCAAUCUGAUGAGACUUCAGAAGUUGCAUGGACAAAUUACUCUAGGCCUGUCGCUGAUUCAAAGUUCUAUAUCCCAUCACGACUCUUCCAAUCAGGUGUUACACCUCGAUACCUGAAGUGGUGGAAGCAAUUGGUCUUGAGCCAACAGGAAACAAAUAAAGUUUCUGUCCAAAGGUGUCCAGUACAAAAGAGGAAGAAUAGAGAUUCUGAUGAGCAAGGUAAACCAGCAGCAGUAGGAAUUUUGGGUGCUUGUGGCAACGGCAAGAGUUGUAGCAGUACAGCAUUUACCGAUGGUAAUAAGUUGUGCAGCCAAUUUCAAAGUUCUUCACCCUCCUCUAUAGAAGAUACAGAGAAGCGAAUUAGUCUGCGGAAAUUGAAAACAGACCACCGGGCUUGGAAAAAGAAGAAGAAAAGUGGAGUACCUGAUGUUUCACCUGGUUUUCAUCCCAAAUGUAACUCUGUGAAAAUGAAAACUUCCCGUGUAGGAGAUAAACAAACAGGUCAGGAAAUGUUGAAUACCUAUAACAAGCGCGAGGUUUUAGGCAAGAGGGCAUUUGGUAAUAUUGAAAAGUUCUUCAGUCAAUCUCAAAGCUCUUCAUCUUCAUUUACGCAUGAUAAAAUUGCAAGGCAGAUGGAUUCAAUGGGGCGUUCACAGAGAGAGAUGGAACAAAGCAAUAAAAGUAAAGAUGGAAAACUGGCUUAUAAGAAGGCAAGCCUCAUGGGCAAUGGAGGAGAAGACAGCAGUGGUGCACUUGAACUACCAGGAUUGGCACUUGAGGCGCGGAUUAGAAUUCUUGAAACAGAUAUUACUAAAUUAAAAGCAGCAAGAUUUGGCUUCAGGUUUAGGUAA
This is a messenger RNA of Manihot esculenta (cassava), 2112 nucleotides long. RefSeq lists its product as uncharacterized. Gene Ontology annotation, biological process: meristem development; meristem maintenance. NCBI's taxonomy places the organism in Eukaryota, Viridiplantae, Streptophyta, Magnoliopsida, Malpighiales, Euphorbiaceae. The transcript has a single exon. The record is from RefSeq and is a predicted model, not a curated record. Bases 1 to 2112 code for a protein of 703 amino acids.